Molecule: messenger RNA, 567 nt
Organism: Aspergillus oryzae RIB40
Lineage: Eukaryota; Fungi; Ascomycota; Eurotiomycetes; Eurotiales; Aspergillaceae
Product: FAD-dependent oxidoreductase
Exons: 2
Coding region: 1-567 (188 amino acids)
Biological process (GO): secondary metabolite biosynthetic process
Molecular function (GO): FAD binding
Source: RefSeq, a predicted model, not a curated record
AUGGUCGCACCAGCCACCCACGACGAAGUAGCCAAGGUGUUCCAUAACUGGAGCCCGCCGAUCCGCGAUCUCAUCGCCAAGUUCCCGGAGAAGCUCAUGAAGUGGGGCAUCUUUGACAUGGCGGAUCACCCGGCGCCAACGUAUGCCAGCGGUCGUGUCGCUAUCCUGGGUGAUGCUGCUCAUGCUAGCACGCCGUUCCUGGGAGCUGGGGGGGCAAUGGGUAUUGAGGAUGCGUUGGCGAUGGCGUCCGCGAUGCAGAUUGUUAGGGAUGCGGAGACCAGUGCUGCGACUAUUCCGGCGGCGCUGCAGGCGUUCAGUGCGGUGCGGCUCGAAAGGUCCCAGUGGUUGGUGCAGAGCUCGCGGGAGAUGGGUGCCAUCUUUCAGUGUCGGGAUCCUUCCGCUGGCAGUGAUGGCAACCGGUGGAGGGUGGAGGCUGAGCAGCGGACGAAGAAGAUCUGGGAGUUUGAUGUCGAUGGUAUGGUUGAGCAGAUCCGAUUGGAGUUUGAGCAACGGAUGGCGAAAGCGGCUCACCACCUCAAAGAGUUUAUGUCUUGUCCUGCAGAGUAG